AUGGAGCCAGCAGCAGAGCUGGGCAUGGAAGACGAGCUCGCCACUGGACCUAUGGAGACUGAGGCGGCGAACUACCUACGGAAACACAAGAUCCCACGGUUGUUGGAGAACCUUACGGCCGCACUGGUCUACCACCGACCGGAUGAUCCGCGGCAGUUCAUGAAAGAACAAGUCGAGAAACUGUUGAAGGCAAAGGCGGACCCGGCACAGAGCCCGCCUGCACUAGUGGACGAGUCCAACGUGGUGUCCGUGUUCGGGAUGCUGGACCUGGCCGGGAAGGGUAGCGUGUCUCGUCAGCAGUACCUCGCGGCUAUGGAGAGCCUCGGGGUGAGCGGCUUCAGUCAGGACCCGCCCGGAGCCGAGAUCGACAAGAUCAGCAGAGACACGUUCCUCACGGAGGCCAGCUCGGCCCUGAGAGAUGCCGCCACUACAUUCUUCGAAGACUGA
Molecule: messenger RNA, 447 nt
Organism: Geodia barretti
Lineage: Eukaryota; Metazoa; Porifera; Demospongiae; Tetractinellida; Geodiidae
Source: the annotation of a GenBank genome assembly